Scylla paramamosain (green mud crab) is the source of this 407-nucleotide messenger RNA. Its product is annotated as dnaJ homolog subfamily C member 2-like. The transcript has 2 exons. Gene Ontology annotation, cellular component: cytosol. Gene Ontology annotation, molecular function: Hsp70 protein binding; ribosome binding. Gene Ontology annotation, biological process: regulation of translational fidelity; 'de novo' cotranslational protein folding. NCBI's taxonomy places the organism in Eukaryota, Metazoa, Arthropoda, Malacostraca, Decapoda, Portunidae. Bases 99 to 407 code for a protein of 102 amino acids. The record is from RefSeq and is a predicted model, not a curated record.
UACGUGCUUAAAACAGGAUGACCCAACACUUGGGUAAAGGAAUGAGAGUGCAGCAUUAGUGUGCACUUCCGUCCAUUGUGUUACUCCUCACAGACCGCAUGAUGGUUCUGUGGCACCACCCAGACAAGCGGCGAGCAGCUGGGGAGGAGGUGAGGGAUGACGAUGACUACUUCACCUGCAUCACCAAAGCCUAUGAGAUUCUCGGGGACCCCAUCAAGCGACGCUCCUGGGACUCGGUGGACCCAGAGUUUGAUGACGAGGUGCCGGCUGUCAGUGCACACAAUAAGGCAAACUUCUUCCAGAUUUUCACGGGUGUGUUGAGUGCAAUGCUCGUUGGUCCACCCACAAGCACGUUCCUGGCUUGGGCAAACCUGAUGACACCAACACAAAAGGUCAGUCCAGAUUAG